GGCAUGCACUUGACUCAGUCGACGGCUGGCAGACUACCGUUAAAAAACUGAUCCCAUGCUGAGCAUACUCGUUCGCAUUUUUUGGGUUUGUCCUGAAUAAGCUUUUUACAAUUUUGCUUAUGUUCUUCUUUUCUUUAUUUACACCCCGCAUGUUCAGUUCUUCCACAGCUUGUUAGGAUUCAGAAGUGUGUAGGAGUAUACCAAAUCACUAUCAGUUGACGGUGAGUGGCAUUGGAACAGCAUGCAGGACGUUGAUAGCGCUUGGCAUUGGCAUCUGAGCUUCUCGUGCGUUCCGGUCUGCUCUAGUUGGCCUGCUCAGUCGUUGAUCCCCUCUUAAUUUUGGACAGCAUCCCGUUCAACGGUUCAGCUCCAAAUUAUGCUGGAUUAUGCGUGAUGUGUAGCGUUGACUCAUCUAAAGGAUGACUAUUGCUGAUCAUUCCCCUUGUAACGAAUAUUCCCAUUUUUCUGGAUUAGCAACUGCGGUGUCCUCUUGUUCAUGCUCUCCCUGUUCUGCUGAGUGCGGCGGUGUGGUGGGUUGCGGUGAAGAGUCGGAUGAUCUGAUUGUAGAGUGGCGUUUGCCUUCGCGAUCGCCUUUCUACGGCCGAAACAACAGGGAUCAAAGCGCACAAGUGGACGUCUCGGUUGCGUCACUCCUUGCCUGCCGCAGUAUUCUUUGGAUUUUAUUGUGCCCCGAUCAGCAGGCUGUGCCGCACAAGCCGCAGCUGCCACAGGACGGUAAUACGACCGGGCCGGGAUCGAAGGCGGGAGGAGAUCUCUCUCAUCAUAUGAAUGUAUCACAGUGGGUCCCUGAUUGAUGUGGUGGGCUUGGUACUUUCCAUAAUCAUAACUGUUUUCUGGAUUGGCGUUUGGCAUCUUCAUCUGAUCGGCAUUAUGUAUGGGAAAUGGCGGUUGCAUCGCUCAUCAGCUUUCCAGAUUCCCGGUCGACCGGCAAAACCAGUGCGCUUAAAAUCGUCCAGUGCCAAGGUCGGCCAUAAUGCAGUUGGCAGUUUUUCUGGUUCAUCCUUGUUGGAUGCCAGUGAUAACAGUCAAAACCGCACCGACUCAGCCAAACGUGAUCCUAGUCAAAUACCUGCACAGCACUCUGCAACAUCGCAUACUAUCGUUCAAGUGGAAGUCGCUGGUCAGGAGAAGGAAAACAUUUAUACCCUGUUUAGUGGCGAUCUGCUGCCCGGUGUAUCUAUCCUGAAACCACUGGUUGGCAUUGAUCAGUAUUUAAUGCAUAAUUUGGAGUCGUUUUUCGUCAUGUCGUAUCCAAAGUUCGAGCUGCUGUUUUGUGUGACGGAUGAAUCGGACCCUGCUGUGAUGAUUGUGCAAAGCCUAAUGAAAAAGUAUCCCUGUGUGGAUGCGCGAAUAUUUAUUGGUGGCGAACAUGUUGGUGUCAAUCCAAAAAUCAACAACAUGAUGCCAGGAUAUCGUGCUUCGAAAUACGAGCUGGUUCUUGUUUCCGACAGUGGAAUUUCGAUGCGCGAUGAUACGUUACUGGAUAUGGUUUACACGAUGCUGAAACCCGAAAUGGACCGGGAUCAGCCAGAAAGUCGUUUGCGCCGCCUGUGGAAUUGGCUCCGUAAUCGUGGACCUUCUCAUGGCGUCGGAUUAGUGCAUCAGAUGCCUUUCUGCUUAGAUCGAGACGAGCUGGGCUUUCCCGCGUGUUUAGAAAAGGUUUACUUUGGAACUGCACAUGCCCGCAUCUACCUGUCAGCGGAUUGCGUGGGCAUAAACUGCCCAACGGGCAUGUCAGCUCUGAUGCGCAAGAACCUCUUGGAAAAUAAAGGCGGAAUGGGAGCGUUUGGACAGUACCUUGCAGAAGAUUAUUUUUUCGCUAAAGCCAUGACCGAUCAGGGUUGGGUUGUAUGCAUUUCUUCUCAGCCCGCUUGGCAGAAUUCCGCUGUUUGCCAUCUUGCACAUUUUCAAGGUCGCCUUGAGCGGUGGGCAAAGUUGCGGUUUGCAAUGGUGCCAGUUGCCACAUUGUUGGAACCAUUCCAGGAGUGCUUAUUACUGGGACUCAUCGCAUCAUUCGCUGUAUCUUUCCUGUUCGCCCUGUCAGCCCUAGGUGUCUUUCUGGUGCAUGUUAUAACAUGGUUUCUGCUUGACUGGAUUUUGCUCAACGUUGUUCAGAAUGGGCGACUGAAGUAUAGCAAGCUGGAUUUUAUAAUCAGCUGGAUCUUCCGGGAAGCGACAUGCUUCUUAAUGUUUGCUAAGGCCAUCCUCAACCCCCGGAUACAAUGGAAAAGUGGUUUUUAUCGACUGAAAUGGGGUGGUCAUGCUGAGCUAGUUAAGACCCCGAUGGAGGAAGUCUAUGGGACACCUGUUGUGGUUAGCAGUGAUGAUCUUGUGCCAAAGAGUGCCGUGCAGUUUUCCGAUUCCGAACACACUUCCUAUGUCAGAGAUAGAUUAUUAUUAUCACAGCAAAGGGAUCGUGCGGAAACUUUCUGCAAUGAGAAAGAUAUUGAUUUGCUUCAGAUUCGUGAUUCUCCCGAUUAUUCUUCUUCCGAUAUGCUGUCGCCUCCUUCCACAAAGUCUUCGAUUAACCGAAGUCGGCACAUUCGCUCCCGCUCAUUACCACAAAGGAAUAAUAUUUUUUCGUUUUUCAGUAAUAUUUCGAACAGGUUGACCAGGUCGGGCUAUGGGGAUGGCUCCAUACGAUCAACCUGUGAUGACAUGAUGACAAACCAGUUUUCAUUCCGCUCGGCAACUGAUAGAUAUGUAUGAUCUUUUUUAAAAAUCUGGUCACUUUGCGGAGUCUGCUAUGUUGAUAUAGUAUUGGUUUUUGUGGUACAACCGUGUUUUUGGUUACGAGUAUUUAAUGAUUAUUUUUACUGGCACGAUUUGGCUGGGGACGGUGGGUGAAUUGCUUUCCAUUAAUUUGAUUGUUACCGCCAGUUAAAACUUCGAUUGUGUUUUUUCGAAUUUAUUGAUCUUUGACUAUAUUGGGUUGUUUUAUGUAUUUGUAUAUUUAACUGUAACGUGUCAGUACUGCAGUACCGCUGUCGGUAUGAGUUGUUGAUUGUUACUGACCAGUUCUUUGGAGUAAAUUUAUUUCUGUAU
Messenger RNA from Paramacrobiotus metropolitanus, 3066 nucleotides. RefSeq names its product ceramide glucosyltransferase-B-like. Gene Ontology annotation, cellular component: membrane. The record is from RefSeq and is a predicted model, not a curated record. Gene Ontology annotation, biological process: glucosylceramide biosynthetic process. The transcript is spliced from 9 exons. The coding region runs from base 790 to 2730 and encodes 646 amino acids. Gene Ontology annotation, molecular function: ceramide glucosyltransferase activity. Lineage: Eukaryota; Metazoa; Tardigrada; Eutardigrada; Parachela; Macrobiotidae.